Messenger RNA from Antechinus flavipes (yellow-footed antechinus), 2848 nucleotides. RefSeq names its product transmembrane protein 42 (gene TMEM42). The transcript has 4 exons. Bases 1 to 711 code for a protein of 236 amino acids. The record is from RefSeq and is a predicted model, not a curated record. Lineage: Eukaryota; Metazoa; Chordata; Mammalia; Dasyuromorphia; Dasyuridae.
AUGGACCCCAGACUUUACUGGCUUCAAACUCCCUCGCGCUCUUCAUUGUGCCGCAGAAGUCACGUGAAGCAGGCAGCCAAUGGCGGCGCGGGGGCGUGGUUGCCGCAGAAGAAGGAGCACCGGCAGGGACCCGGGCAAAGGCUCCGGCUCGGCCUCAGCUCCUGGCUCCGGCUCCGGCUCAGGCCCCAUCGCUCUCCCGCUCCCGCUCCCGCUGCAAGUGCCAGUGCCCGCCGCCAUGGCGGCCAUCCUGGGGCCCAGCGCCCUGGCUCGGCUCCGCUGGGGCUCGGCCUUCUGCUCCAUCGCGGCCGGCGGCUUGGGCGCCUUCGCGGCCGCCUUCGCCAAGCUGGCCCUGAAGCCGACGUCCCGGGGCCCGGAGGAGGAGGAGGAGCAGGAGCUCCCUUACCCGCCCGCCAUGCAGGCCUGGCUGACCCUGAUGUUCCGGCUGAUGGCCUUUUCCUUGAUGAUUGUCAGCAAUUCCCUCAUGUGGGCCUUCUUUUCCAAGCGCUCAGCAUUUCCUCCUCCUCUGCCACGGCCUCAUUGACAAUGACUGCUUCUAACAUCAUUGCCUCGGCCUUCCUGGGUUACCUGUUGUAUGGAGAGUACUGUGCAGUGAUGUGGUGGGCUGGCGUCGUCCUGAUCCUCUAUGGACUGGCACUGAUGCACAUAAGCUCGUCGGCCGACGAGGAGCUCGAGGAAAAGAAGAACCAGUAGGGCCCCCCCCGAAGGCGACCGUUCCUCGUGCUGCUGUCAGCCCUUCGGGACCCCCGGCCUCCAUAAGGCCACCGAGUUCUGGGGGAGCAGUUGUGUUCUGUUGUUGUUGUUGUUUUUUUAAUUCCUAUCUAUGGAAGAAACCAAUGCUAGACACCAUCUGAUUGAAUCAUGCUUCAAGGAUCUCUUCAGGCAGGGUGUACUCAUGUCUCUAGGCCUCUGGCAAGCAGAUUUGUGCUUCUGACUCGGUUGGGAAAUUCUGCUAGAUGUCUAGAAAUCCCAGGGAGAAAGCGGAGUUCUUGCUGGAGUUGUGGUUCAGAUGGAUCUGUUCCUUGUCUCCAGGGGACAGAUCCAAGGAGGAGGCUUUGCCUCUGGUGAGUGUUUCUCCUUGGGGCAUCUUAGACAGAAUAGAGGAGGCUGACCUUGGGGUUGACCUUGGGUCUGAGUUUUUCUUGUUCUCUCUGCGGAGCUCCAGUGAUGCCAGAAGUAUGUUUAUCACAAACCCUAAAUCUUAAUUUCAUGGGAUUUAAGGUCAGUUGGUAUUGAUAUAUGUGCCAAUAACAAUUAAUAAGCACCUAGACGAGACCAGGCCCUGAGGAAACCAAACCGUGAGACUGUGCCAUUCCAUGCCGUUCCAUGCCCUGGAGGUAUAUGUAGUCUGUUUGAGAGGGAACAAAGAAGAAUGAUACUGAGUAGAAAGUGAUUAAAAAGCCCUCUCCCUCUCUCACCGAAAAAAAAAGGAGGGGAGGGAUAAAAAAGCAAAGGGAAGAUCUAAGAACAGGAUUUCUUAACCUUUUUUGGUUCAUGGGCCCCUUUGGCAGGCUGAUAAAGCCUAUUAGUCCCUUCUAAGAAUAUGAGUUUUUAAAAUAAUUAAAUAAACUACAUAGGAUUACAAAGGAAAUUCAAUUGACAUUCAGUUAUCAAAAAAAAAAAAAAAAGAUUAAAACAAACUAAUACAUGGACACCCAAUUUAAGAAUUCCUAAUCUAAGACAAUGCAUCAUAAGAUAUUCAAGAAGGUGCCCAGGUUAAGAACCCCUGGUCUAAGAUAAUGUGCCAUAAGGAAUUUUGAGGAGGAAGAAGACCAUGCCAUAAGGAAUUUUGAGGAGGAAGAAGACUGUGCCAUAAGGAAUUUUGAGGAAGAAGAAGAGGAGGGAUCCAGAAAAUCUACACAGAGGAAAUGGUUACCAAGUUGAUUAAUGAUUUCAGAAAGAAGAAGUGAAGAAAAUGAGUUGUACAUAGGGAAGAAAGACUUGGCAAAUGGAGGAGUGAGGAAUAGCUAGUUGUUUAGUUUGAGUGAAGGGAGAAUUCAUGGAAGAAGGUUGUAGGAAAUAAGGCCAAAUAGGGAGGUAGGAGCCGGACUGGAAAGGAUUCAGAUGUCAGGUGCACCUGCUAGGGGGUCUCCACAAGUAUUUACUAAGCUACUAUGUGCCAAACACAGCAUUAAGUAUUGGUGAUACAAGACAAAAAAUGAACUAUCCCACCUUUUUUAGACAAUAUGAAUGUUACUGUAGACUGCAUAAAGUGCUAAAUACAAAUCCGUACAAAGUAAUUAUGGAUUCUACUUCCACUGUCUACAACCUUCAAAAGAUAAUCAAAAUUUACUCUUAAUUCUUCUGUAGCACUUGCAUUUCCGACAAUGAUUUGAACAUCCCCAAAGUAUAUUAGGGAGGCUUUCCACAGUCUGGCUCCAUCUUUCUCUUCGGGUAUGAAGGAACAAAGUCACCCCCCCCCAAGAAAACAAAAUCAGGGAGAUUGUUCAAGGAAGUAUGGGAUGUAAUUAUAAUGAGUAUUCCAAGAAAUAUAAAACGGAAUUCUUAAAAAAAAUUGAUAAACAUACAGUUGACACCGCUCUGGGGCCUCCUCAGCUCACUGGUGAAUCCCUGGCCAGGAUCCCUAUUUCCUGAAGAGCUCUAACCACGCCUGUGCUUGCUUCAUGCUCAGCUCUCUUCCACCUGCCCCACCUGCUUAGCAGCCUCCCCUUCGCUUGAUUCCCCAAAUCCCACCCCAGCCCCCUUCUAUGUGUUGUAUUCCUGCAUUAGGAUGUAAGCUCCUUGAGAGGAGGAACUGACUUGUUUGCUUGUAUUUGUAUAGUAUAGUGUCUAGCAUGUAAGUGCUUAAUAAAUCUAGCAAUCAAAAAGA